Molecule: messenger RNA, 2782 nt
Organism: Pyrgilauda ruficollis (rufous-necked snowfinch)
Lineage: Eukaryota; Metazoa; Chordata; Aves; Passeriformes; Passeridae
Gene: ARX
Product: aristaless related homeobox
Exons: 5
Coding region: 198-1727 (509 amino acids)
Biological process (GO): regulation of transcription by RNA polymerase II
Molecular function (GO): DNA-binding transcription factor activity, RNA polymerase II-specific; RNA polymerase II transcription regulatory region sequence-specific DNA binding
Source: RefSeq, a predicted model, not a curated record
UCGGCGGCCGCCCGGCCUCCGGCGGGAGCCAAUCAGGGGGCGGCUGCCCGCACGUGGAGCCGAGGGGACUCAAGAGCGCCGCGGCCGCCGCUCACUCCCCCCGUGACGGGCGUCCCGGCGGCACCGGGCAGCGCCGCGGGGGCGUCCGCGCCGCCGCUCCCGCCCCGGCCCCACGGCUCGGCCCCGCUGCCGCCGCCAUGAGCGGCCCCUACCCGGAGGAGAGCUGCGCCGAGCGCCCCGAGUGCAAAAGUAAAUCGCCAACUUUGCUGUCCUCCUACUGCAUCGACAGCAUCCUGGGCCGGCGGAGUCCCUGCAAGGUGCGGUUGCUCGGUACCGCGCCCACCCUGCCCGCCAUCGCCGCCCGUCCCGACACCGACAAGGCCGCGCAAGGGUCCCCUAAGGCCAGUCCCCCCUUCGAGCCGGCCGAGCUGCACCUUCCCCCCAAACUGCGCCGGCUUUACGGGCCGGGCGGGGGCCGGCUGCUGCCGCCGCGGGCGGCGGGGCCGCGGGGGGACCGGACGGAGGGGCGACCAGAGGGGGGCGCGGGCCCCGUGCCCGCUGCCGCCCCGUGGGACACGCUGAAGAUCAGCCAGGCGCCCCAGGUCAGCAUUAGCCGCAGUAAAAGCUACCGUGAAAACGCGCCUUUCGUGGCGCCGCCGCCCGCCCGGGACGAGCUGGGCAGCCCCGCCGCACACGUCGAGGAACGGCCGGGCCCUGCCGCGCCGGCCGCGGAGGAGGAAGAGGAGGAAGAGGACGAAGAGAUGCUGGAGGAGGACGAGGACGAGGAGGAAGAGGAGCUGGAGGACGAUGAGGAGGAGGAGCUGCUGGGCGAGGACGGCGGGGGGCUGCUGAAGGAUGCCCGCCGGGGCGCCACCGCGGCCCCCGGGGCGGAGGGCGGGGAUCUGUCCCCCAAGGAGGAGCUGCUGCUGCACCCCGAGGACGGCGAGGGCAAGGACGGCGAGGAGAGCGUCUGCCUCUCGGCCGGCAGCGACUCCGAGGAGGGGCUGCUCAAGAGGAAGCAGCGCCGCUAUCGUACCACCUUCACUAGCUACCAGCUGGAGGAGCUGGAGAGGGCCUUCCAGAAAACCCACUACCCCGACGUCUUCACCAGGGAGGAGCUGGCCAUGAGGCUCGAUCUGACAGAAGCCCGAGUGCAGGUAUGGUUCCAGAACCGUAGGGCUAAGUGGCGGAAGAGGGAAAAGGCUGGGGCUCAGACACACCCCCCAGGUUUGCCUUUCCCUGGUCCCCUGUCAGCAACUCACCCCCUCAGUCCAUACCUUGAUGCUAGUCCUUUCCCUCCUCAUCACCCAGCUCUAGACUCCGCCUGGACCGCCGCCGCCGCCGCGGCCGCCGCCUUCCCCAGCCUGCCGCCGCCGCCCCCCGGCUCCGCGGCGCUGCCCCCCGGCGGGACCCCGCUCGGCCUCGGCACCUUCCUGGGCGCGGCCGUGUUCCGCCACCCCGCCUUCAUCAGCCCCGCCUUCGGCAGGCUCUUUUCCACCAUGUCCCCCCUGGGCAGCGCCUCCAGCGCCGCGGCCCUGCUGCGGCAGCCGGCGCCGGCCGCCGAGGGCGCGGUGGGCUCGGCGGGGCUGGGGGACCCGGCCAGUGCCGCCGCCGACCGGCGGGCGUCCAGCAUCGCCGCCCUGCGGCUGAAGGCCAAGGAACACGCGGCCCAGCUCACCCAGCUCAACAUCCUCCCCGGGAACGGCACGGGGAAAGAGGUGUGCUAAGGCACGGCUGCCGUCCGCGGGGAGCGGGUUAGGGUUUUUUUAGGGGGGAGAGAAAAAAAAGAGGGAGAGAAGAGGAGAGUAAAUAGGCUAAUCAAUAAAGGUCACCUCAGACAGCAUGAAUCAAGACCAAACGGGGGGAAAAAUAAUAAUGAUUUUUUUUAAAAAAGAGGACCAGCAGCUGAGACUGUAGUAGGUCCUCAAGUUAGGAACUUGGAGAAAGUGAAUGCCUCUCGCAUCAGCCCUCACACGAGUGAAACGACACUUAAAACCUCCUGAAUAAGUAACUCCUUGGCUGGUACAUUUCUUAAAUGUACGAUGUGUCCAUUUCCUCUAUGAACAUAACGGGGGGAAAAGUAAAAAAAAAAAGAAAAAAAAAGAAAAAAAAAAGAAAAAAAACCCUAAUAAAAGUUACUAUAUAUUAGCGUUUCGUACACUAAAUAUUUUUCCUUCUGUUUAUCUGGCAAGAAAAAAAAAAAAGAAAUAGAAUUGUAAUCAAGAAAGUGAAACAAAAAACAAUAGAUAAGCUAAGAGAGGGGGAAAGCUACCCACAUCUUCUUAAAAUAGCAUCCUAGGAUGUUAAGUUGGUCAGUUAGAAGCGCUGGAGAACUAUUUUACAUGUUGCAACGAGCUGCAUAUGCUAACCAAGGAUGCUGACAGUGCAAACUGAAAGUAAAUUUGAUGCUGUAAGAUAACCAGUGCACUUAGGGGAAAGGGUAUAUCUUUUUCUUGUUAUAUUCUUUAUCACUACACCAACCAAGGUUUUUAUAUCAAACCAAAGCGAAAUACACUGCUAGAAUAUGGACUGUUUAAGUCACUAAACUGUGAUUAUUAAUUCUGUACAUACCAUUGUUAUAAAAAAAGAACAGAGCUUUGUAUAUUUGAAAAGUUAUAAAACAAUUGCACUCAGUGUAGUGUUGUAAAAGUUUGUCAUUCUGUAGAUUCUUACUGUGUUGUAGAUAUAAUAGGGUUCCUAGACAAAUAUUUAUGUACAAACUCUUUAUUUAACUUAUUAACUGUAGAGGUUUCUGAAACCCUCAAGAGGCGAUGGUACAGUA